Molecule: messenger RNA, 4593 nt
Organism: Micropterus dolomieu (smallmouth bass)
Lineage: Eukaryota; Metazoa; Chordata; Actinopteri; Centrarchiformes; Centrarchidae
Product: laminin subunit beta-3-like
Exons: 23
Coding region: 165-3671 (1168 amino acids)
Biological process (GO): axon guidance
Cellular component (GO): basement membrane
Source: RefSeq, a predicted model, not a curated record
AGGGAGUGGAGGUGAAGGGUGUGACUCUGACACACACUGCAUCAUACCAUCCAGGUGGGACAGUGUUUAUAAAGCCGCAGUCUGGCAGCACACUCACUUCAAUGCAGCAGAUAACAGAGCUGACAGAGAACAGACUCCAGACUUUUUCAUAAGAGGAACAGGACAUGAGAACACUUUUACUUCUAGCUGCCAUAGCUGCAGUAUCACAGGCCCAGACGGACUGCUCUCAGGGGGCUUGUUACCCACCCAUCAAUGACCUGCUCCUGGGGAGGGCUCACCAGCUCCAUGCCUCCUCAACCUGCGGUCUCACAGGCUCCGAGGUGUACUGUACCCCCUACCAACAGAGGAGAAUGAAGUGUUGUCCAUGUGACUCCAGGAACCCAAACGGUCAGCUGGCCCACACGGUCCAGGAUGUGUUGUCCACUUCUGGACCAGAUAGAUGGUGGCAGUCCAGGAAAGAGGUGAAUCCAGUCACUCUCCAGUUGGACCUCAACAACCUGUUCCAGCUUGACAACCUAGUGCUCAGCUUCAAGGGUCCUCGCCCCAGUGUCUUUGUUAUAGAGAAGACACUGGAUAACGGCAGGACGUGGCAGCCUGCUCUCUACUUGGCUACAGACUGUCAAAGAUCUUUUCCUGGCAUUCCCACCAGUACACCUCUUUCCCUGGAUGAAACAUACUGCUACACACUGCCCCCUACUGGAGGAAACCCCUACCAAGAUCACAUAAUCCAGUUUAGUCCUUUGCGUCAGUAUGCUUAUGUCCCAGCUCCCGACAGCCAAAAAAUUGAAGAAGUGUCUGGGUUAACGGGACUGAGGGUGAGGCUGACUGAGCUCGGCGAUGUGCCACAUGUACCAGGCAGAGCUCUCAGUAGGUUUUACGCCCUAAAAGAAAUGAGAGUGAUGGGCAGCUGUAUGUGCCAUGGACAUGCCAACCAAUGCCUGCCAGAAGUCUACAACAGCCCACUGUCCAACACCAUAGAGGUGAAUCCUCAGGUAAAUCCUCAGUGUGACUGCCAGCAUAACACAGCAGGGGUGAACUGUGAGCGUUGCGCUGAUCUCUAUAAUGAUCUGCCCUGGAGACCUGCAGUGGAAGGCAACACUCACACCUGCAAACGCUGUGAGUGCAACAACCACGCCCAACGCUGUCACUUUGACCAGGCGUUGUACGAGGCCAGUGGGCGGAGGAGUGGAGGUGUGUGUGAGGGUUGCAUGCACCACACCACAGGACCCAAGUGUGAUCAGUGUGCCCCAGGUUACCAGCCAAACCCCCGCAGCCGCAUGGACCGUCCGGAUGCUUGCACGCGCUGUAUCUGCAGUUCUGAGGGGACAGUGAAUGGGGGCCGCUGUGACGACAGCACAGGCUCGUGUCAGUGUAAAGUGAACGUUGAAGGUCCCCGCUGUGACCGCUGUAAGAGAGGCUACUAUGGCCUGAGCGCCUCCAACCCUCUGGGCUGCUCCAGAUGUUCCUGUUCUCCAGAAGGGUCACUGUCAGAUAUCUGUGACCCAGUGACCGGCCAGUGUCCCUGUCGUCCCCACUUCCAUGGCCAGACCUGUGAAGCGUGUUCAAAAGGCUACUGGAACCCAUUCCUGUCAGGACGCUGCGAACCCUGCGGCUGUGACCCCACCAGGUCAUACAGUGAUACUUGUGACCAGGUGACCGGUCAGUGUCAUUGCAGACCAAGCUUUGGGGGCCGAACGUGUACUGAGUGCCCAGAGAAUACAUACGGAAACCCUCUCAUAGGCUGCCAACCGUGCCGGUGUGAUGCUGAGGGAACUCUUUCAGAUGUUUGCGACAAGCAGACAGGGUCCUGUUUGUGCCGGCCGGGAAUCACCGGGGCUCGCUGUGACUCCUGCAGUCGAGGGCACUGUGACUCCUUCCCUGCCUGCGAGACAUGUCCCUCCUGCUUCUUCACCCUGGACGCCCAGAGACAGAACCUCAGCUUAGCUCUGGAGAGACUGUCUGCCAGCGUCCCUUCUCGUCCUGGAGGUGAUGGUGAUCUUGGAAACUUCGGGCCCCGCAUCCGCGCCCUUGAGGCCAGCCUGAACCUGAUCCGGGACUCCAUCACCCUUCCACUCAGUACUGCCAGACAGAUUGAUGACGCUCUGUCCCAACUUGACAAGCUGAGGGACCAGGUGGACAUGGUUAACAAUGACCUUUCACCCCUGAAGAAAACCCCUGGUCUGGACUCAGAGCUGGACAAACUGCAAGCUCUGCUGCUCAGCCUCACUGUGCAGUACAACGCCAAGAAAGACGCAACGGAGAACUCUGGCAAUGCAGAAGGAUUUUCUGCCAUCAAGAAAGCCUAUGAUGAGUCUACAGAUGCGGCAAAGAAAGUGGAUGACAGUGGAAACACAGUGAAGGAGUCAGCUAAUGCUAGAGAAAAGACUAUAAACCUUCAAAAUGAAGUACAGCCAGCCAACACCAGAGAUCUGGACAAACUGAACCAGAGCAUGGCCUCCCGACCUGACCUCACUCCUGCUGCCAAACAGGUGUGUGGCAGUGUUCGUACAGAGCCCUGCACCCCUCUCCAGUGUGACGGCGGAGAGUUGUGUCCACCAAAGGGAACCCCACCUUGUAAAAAGGGGGAAAAGUGUGUGGGUGCCCUGCCUCUGAGCAAGAGGGCUGACGCUGAUGCUAAGGAUGUGAAAGAGCGACUGGAUAAGCUCACUGGGAAGAUCACAGAGGCUGCAGAGAAGCUCCAGAAAACACAGGAGACAACCAAUCAGGUGAGACAGUCUACAGAGAAACUGUCCAAUAAGAUGAAGCAGACCAGAGACGAGCUGGAAGAGGACCUAAAAGAGGCGCGUGACGUUGUAAAAGAGCUCAAAGAUUUCCUGUCAGACCCGUCCUCCAACCUGACCCACAUCCAGGAGGUGAGCGACUGGAUCCUGAAAGCCAAACUGCCUCCCAACCUGGCUGCUCUGAAGAGGAAGCUGGAGGAGCUGAAGAAUCUGGCGGCUAAUCUCCCAGACAGCACGGCUGUGUUGAACAAGGCCGAGCCGCAGCUUGUCAAAGCCAGGAAACUGCUGCAGGAAGCCCAGGACGCCAGGGACACUGCACUGGGCGUAAAGGCCGACGUGGACGGGUUGCUGACAGGCUUCGGCACGGCGGAGGGCUUACUCUCUGACCUGGAGGACAAGCUGCAGAACAGCAUGGAUCUCAUAGACAACUUGAACAACAACCUAACUGAGGCCAAAAACCAGCUGAGCCCAGCAGAGAAGGCUCUUGAUGAUGUCUCGACACUGAUAAAGCCAAUGAAACCUCAACUGGACGAGCUCAAAGACCUGCUGGAGAAUGGAGACCAGCAGGCCCAGGAUGCACAGGAAGAUGCAGACAAAGCUGAGGAUGAAGCAGCUGCUGCAAACGAGGACCUGUUGUCUUUAAAGAAGCAGCUGGACCGUCUUAAAGACGAGGCCGCAGCCGGUGGGUCCGAUAAUGAAGCUGGGCCCGUGGAGGAUCGACUGGCGAAGCUGCAACAGGAUGCUGUAGCCCUGGUCAACACCACUGACAACAUGAUGAAUGCUUUGGAAGGAAAGGCAGAUUCCCUCAGGGGGCUGCAGGACGAGGUCCUUCAAAAGUCAACACAGCUUGAAGGACUUGAUGCUAAGCUGAAAGACCUUUUGGCAGCACUUCGAAAGAAAGCCCUCGACCUCAGCACCUGCCAGGGCUGAAAGUCACCCAGCUGCCCUCUGAGCAGCUUCUGCCGCUGCUGUCUCUACAACUCAUGUCUAUCACCAACACCUUCAACUGGCCGAAAAAGUUUUCAGUUUGGAGAAUUCCUCCCUAACUCUGGAAUUUUGCAAUUACAAGAACAUUGAUACUCUACAAUUGUGGGAAUUGUUCAAAAUCCUUAUCUGGGGUUGAAUGAGAUAAGAUGCUCGUCACUGUAAAUAACUUCAAAGUGUAGUGAUAAGCAACAUUGUCAAUAUAGGGGGGUGCGCUAUUUAAUUAUCAGAAAUCCACAUUGUGCGUAAAAACCUUUUGAAAGCACCAAUAGUAUCACAUUAUAUAGGCACAUAUCACUAUUUAAAAAUGUUAUAUAUUUUAUAUAUCAAAACAUUGUGAUAUUGUGAGUUUGUCUUUAUAAUUGUCAUCAUUUAGCAUCUAGAAAAAGGCCACAGCUUCUGACUUUCUGACAGCUCUGCAAAAGCCAACACAAACCAUAUUUAUCAGCAGCAAUACACUCCACUGUGAACACUGCAUCACAAUUAUUGUAUUUGUCCGAACUGGAGAUGGGAUGAAUGUUACAUUAUUUAUUUGUCUGUUUUUCAUCUGCUGAAUCCACAGUAUUUAAAUGAAAGCCUGUUGAUACUUCGUUUUAAGUCUUAAAGCUUCAUGAGAGAGGCCAACAUGGUACUGCAGCUAUUCAUUCGACACAGGAAAAAGCAUGUUUAUUGAGAAUACAAAAAACACGUAUGUCUCUACAUUUGUGAAUUCAGAAUCAUCCAUGACAUCAUUAGUGUUGACAGCAUAUUUACAUCACCUUGUGGCACUUGAUAAAUUCACUUGUUUAACAAGACAGCAGUAUUUGCACUUAAUGACUGUGUUUCAAUGACUCCACCUGAAAAUAAAGUUUAAUCUCAUAAAUAUAAA